Molecule: messenger RNA, 675 nt
Organism: Cutaneotrichosporon cavernicola
Lineage: Eukaryota; Fungi; Basidiomycota; Tremellomycetes; Trichosporonales; Trichosporonaceae
Exons: 1
Coding region: 1-675 (224 amino acids)
Source: RefSeq, a predicted model, not a curated record
AUGUCCACCCAGAACCAAACCUUGCCCAUCGAGAACUCCAGCCUCGUACUGCCGACUCCGAGCCUCCAAGUCAUCGGCUACGACAUCGCCUCCCAUCCCCCCAACUGCACCGAGCCCGCGGGGCCCGGCCUAGUCCCGGAGUCACCGAAAGACGCUCUCAAGGUGGACAACGCCCCUGAGGAGCAGGUCAACGUCCCUGAGGUGCAGGGCAACACUCUCGAUGCAGAGGAUAUGACUCUCGAUGCAGAGGAUAUGACUCUCGAGGAGGAGAACAGUGCCCUUACAGCGGAUGUCAAGACACUUGAAGUGGAGGUUGCCGACCUCAAGUUCCAUAACAAGAAUUUAGUGGACUUGAACAACCACUUGAACAGAGAGCACGAGAGCCUCAAGUCCAAGCUCGAGUUCGCAGAGCUGGACAGGGGGUACUGGGAAGCUCGCGCUGGCUCGUACCAUCGCCUAAACAGCGUCCUCGAGAAGAACAGUCGCCACCUCGACGCCAUCGCCAAGACCUUGGACUCGGGCAAGACUGAGACCAUUCACCAGCUCAAGGCGCAGCUGGAGGCGGAGCACAAUCGCGGUAAAUACUUGAUGCAGAAGGUUAAUGAGCUCCACCACCUUCUGGAUAUCACUAGAGCCCCACACGACAAGCGAAAUCGCACGGUGAAUCUGGAAUAG